UAUCUCUAAACCAUUAUUUAAUACAAUUCGUAUUGCGCUUUUAGUUUGAAAUAUUUGAGUAAAACCUGCACGCUCUAUUUUGUAAAUUGCCAAUAAUAAUGUAGGUUAAUGUCAAAAUGAAAAUUAAAGUGAUUUAAUAAUAAUAAACUAGUUUCUUCUUCAGUGUAAUUUAAUAAACAGUUAUGGCCGAAGAGAAAGGCGAAGGGCCGGAGGAUGUUGAUACCAUUGGUGUUUAUGUAGGGGGUCGAAACAUUGACGGAGAGCGGCAUGGUGAAGGGUGGGCUGUUCUACCAAACGGAGACUUCUACCAAGGAUGUUAUUGUAGGGGGAUGAGAAGUGGCAAGGGUCUCUAUGUAUUCAAAAAUGGAGCGCGAUACGAAGGAGAAUGGCGUAAAGCAAUGAAGUAUGGUGUUGGUACAAUGACUUAUCCAGAUGGAUCUCGGUAUGAAGGAGACUGGAGGCAUGACCUAAAACAAGGUUUUGGAGCUUACUACUACCCUAAUGGUGAUAUUUAUGAAGGAGCAUGGUUUAAGGGCAAACGUCACGGUUUAGGAACAUACCUCUUUGCAGAAUAUCAGAUCAAAUUUAUGGGCACGUGGGUUGAAGGUGUUAUCGAAGGUCCAGGUCAAAUUAUAUACCCUCGAGUGAGAUAUCACGGGUCCUGGUUGAGGGGAAAGCCAAAAGGACCUGGAUGUUUUGUGUUUGAUACCAACUGUAUGCAACAUGGUUUCUAUUUGUUAAUGAAAGACCCAACAUUAGAAGAAUUCGGCGAGGGUGAAGAAGAAAAAGAAGAUAAGGAAGUAAAAGAAGAAAGGCAAGAAGAGGGAGGGGAAGAGGAAGUUGAAAUAGACGAAACUAUGGGUAAGAUUUCCGUAUGGCGUGCACGGAAUGUGACAGCAUAUAUGGCUGAAUUUCUUCCACCUGAACCAGUGCCUCUACCAAUACACGACUCGAUACCUUCUCUCUCUGAAGAAAGUAUUGUAACUGAUAUUAUUCAGUUCGAGAUACCUUCAGUAGCUGCCGAAGAAGAAGGUGUUGAUGAUAGUGAUUCUUGGUUGAUGCAUAGACAACAAUUCCUCGAGGAAACUGAACAGAAAGGUUAAUACUACAAGCUGUGGAAUUAAUUAAUAGUAUUUUUCUGUGUUAGUAUUUCUGCUAAUAAUAAAAUAUACAGAUAUAAAAUAA
This is a messenger RNA of Pieris napi, 1185 nucleotides long. It is a transcript of the gene Rsph1, whose product is annotated as radial spoke head 1 homolog. Gene Ontology annotation, biological process: spermatid development; axoneme assembly. Bases 183 to 1103 code for a protein of 306 amino acids. NCBI's taxonomy places the organism in Eukaryota, Metazoa, Arthropoda, Insecta, Lepidoptera, Pieridae. The record is from RefSeq and is a predicted model, not a curated record. The transcript is spliced from 5 exons. Gene Ontology annotation, cellular component: nucleus; motile cilium.